This is a messenger RNA of Ceratina calcarata, 2619 nucleotides long. RefSeq lists its product as uncharacterized. The transcript has a single exon. Gene Ontology annotation, molecular function: protein-cysteine S-palmitoyltransferase activity. Gene Ontology annotation, biological process: protein targeting to membrane; peptidyl-L-cysteine S-palmitoylation. The coding region runs from base 987 to 2603 and encodes 538 amino acids. Lineage: Eukaryota; Metazoa; Arthropoda; Insecta; Hymenoptera; Apidae. Gene Ontology annotation, cellular component: endoplasmic reticulum; Golgi apparatus. The record is from RefSeq and is a predicted model, not a curated record.
AAGGUGAAGAAAUACGGCAUACUUGAUACGUUGAAAAUUUACGCUCGGAAAUAAUGACAUCCAUGUACAUAAGUAGUUAUGCAAAAUUUAUAAAAGUGUAUUCGUUGCAUUCUGACGUAAAAUUAUGUAAUGUAAAAGUGUGCGAAUGGAUAUUCAGUAAUAUUUAUUUGCAUGCAUACAUAGAUGAUCUGUACCCUGCACCUACGAUCUUAUAGUCAGGUUUUAAACUGAAUAAAAAAACAACUGGUAUGCUUUUGAUGACUCUUCACAUUCCAGUUAUUUAUAUAGUUCAAUGGUUGUAACAGUCAUUACCAUCCAUGUAUAUAUACAUAUAUUAAAUUGUUGAAAGAUCAGAGCAGCAUUCAGCAUUCAUUCAAAAUUGUAGUUCUUCGCUUGAUACUGUUUCCAAAGUCCACUGACUUUAGAAACGAUACUAACCCGUGUCUUACCGUAUAGAGGUGACUAUAAACGAGACCCGAGCAGUGAACAAUCCUCAUUACCCCCUUCCGAUUUAGAUUGCUGCUUUAUUAUAGGAAGCAAAUAUUGAACAAGCUAAUAUUUAUACAAUUGCGAACUAAACUCAAACUUUUAUUAACUCUACUUUUAAUAAAUAUUAGAAAAUUGAAAAAAGACGAAGUGCAACAUAUCAAAUUUUGCUUGGGUAGUCAAUGUUCUAUGUACCUAGGAUUUCCCGAAUCCAGGCAGACCUGUCUAUAGAUCGUGGUCCAUGUGCUGUUAAUUGUAUGUCCGAUGUAUAAGAUAGAGCCAUUGAGCUAUGUUUACACGAGCCCGUUACGUUGCUAUGGAAGUAUCGAUCGAAAACGCGAUUUCCUUGAAAGGAAUGUCCAGUGUUCGAAUUAUAAAGUUUUGUCGUUAGCGGAACGAAAAUGAGCUCCGGAGAAAAAAGUAAGUCGACAAAAGCCGACGGGAGUAGAGCGUAAAAGAGUUAGAAAAGCAGAAGUAGUGGGAAAUUAUAAGUCGUGUAAAUGUGCGUUAUGCAAAACGCGAGCGAAACGAAAGGAAGCCGAGCGACGAACAGCAUUCCAUCGAGAUUGUGUUCAGGUUCGGCUUCGGUGCUGAGCUGGAUGAACGCGUUCAUAGCUGUUAAACUGGACCGGAAAAGAGAAACAGACCGACCGGAAAGAAGAAAAUUUAGACGCGUUCACGGGCUCCAACUUCCGCUGGAUCCUCGACAAGUGAUCGGCUGGAUAGUGAUCGCGAUCAUCGCGAUAAACACGUUCACGAUGUUAACACCGCUUCUAGAACCGAAUUAUCGAUUGAUCUUGACGAUUGUAAUUGCGUCGAUCUUUGUGGUCCACGUGUGCUCUCACGCAGUUGUUCUGCUGUUGGAUCCAGCGGACCCUAGGAUACGAUCCAGAUCGACGAACAAAAUCAUGCCCGAGUUCGAUCGAAACGUGCAUGCACACGUGAUCGAAAAUGGUAAAUGUCAUCUCUGCGAUAUAACUACGGAGAGCAACAGGACCAAGCACUGCUCGAUAUGCAACAAAUGCAUCGUUCGAUUCGAUCACCAUUGCAAAUGGCUUAAUAAUUGCAUCGGGGCUAGAAACUAUGUCGUUUUUCUCAUCUGUUUGAUCUCGGCGAUCUUGGCGAACUUGAUAGUCGUCGUUCUCUCCGUGAUGGAAUUCUCCUUGCUCUUGCUACCGAAACGAAUCAGGAACUGCUCCGAGCCUGAUUGUUCCACCUAUUAUUAUUAUCAAACUUAUCAGGCUCGAACGGAAAACGGGACUACCUCGGAUUGGGAACGCCACCCUCUCGCUUCCUUCAUCGCACCAGCUUCGGACACGGGCACUAUAAUCGCACUCUCUGCGAUCGGUGUACUUUCAAUGAUCGCGGCAAUUCUUUUGCUUCAUUUGUGUUGCUUUCAUGGCUACAUCGCCUGCCUCGGAAUGACCACUUACGAAUACGUAAAGAACAAAAGAGAAAAGAAAGCGUCCGUCAUUUCUGCCUCAGCGGAAACUUCAAAAAUCGUCGUCGACGGAUCCAUCAUACCUCGUAGCGGCAGUGGAGAUCCAUGGAGACCCUUUACGAGUACGGACGAUGCUUUCGACCCGCGCCGUUUACGGAUCGCGAGUGUCGCCACGAACUCUUAUUACGAGCCUAUCUUCGAGAUGGAAACAUUUUUUCGGACGUACGUUACGAUAACGAGCAAUGGGAAGAAGAGAAAAUUAAGAAAGUGGAGAAAAUGUAGAAAGAAAAGAAAGUCGAGCCGACAAGAAUUGUUCCACGCGAACGCAUUAUCGCUAUCGGAGAUCAAUGAAAUCGUGAAUUCGCACGAGUCGACGACUGUUGAGGCGAUUGCACCGAUCGUUCGGCCACUUUCGAAAUUCGAUUCGUUGCAUCCAUCGUCAAAAGAAACCGAUUUCAUUAUGCUCGCACCAUCGACAUACGAUAAAGCCGAUGAUGUUGCUCGAUUCUCCCGUCGAAAAGGAUUAACGGUGAUCAGAGAGAAAUCGAAACUUUCGCCUAUUUUGGAAUCAGAAUUUUCGAAAUCCGUUACUCCUCAUCAUUCUUCUCUUUCUGGUUCUGCGUAUUCCGUCCAUUCGUCUUCUUCUUCCUCAAUACCAGUAUCAUGUUCUUCGUGAUCUUGGCGAAUCGAUC